UAAAUUAGAAAACCCAUCACUUUUCAACCCUAACCCUAAGCUAUCUCCUCGCACAGCGUCCUCUCGCCGCCGCACUCUCCGGCAGAGUGCAGAGAGAGGGAAUUUGGAUCGAUGGGAAGGGGAAGAGUGCAGCUGAAGAGGAUCGAGAAUAAGAUUAAUAGGCAAGUCACGUUCUCAAAGAGAAUUUUUUUUUUUUUUAGCAGCAGAGAAAGAAGAAGAACAACUCGAGCAUGGCACAAACGCUAGCGAUGCCCGUAGCUCCCUCUCUCGCCCUAAUCUCAAACCAUAGACCUCUUUCCAGAGCCGUCUAUUUCCCUGUUCUCAACCCUCCCAAGGUGAGAGGGUUAAGCAUAGAGUGCGCUCGAGUUGGCGGAGUGGAGAUUCCGAACAACAAGAGAAUCGAGUUCUCGCUACAGUACAUCCAUGGAAUCGGAAGGAGCAGAGCUCGCAAGAUUCUCUGCGAUAUAAGCAUGGACAACAAGGUCACUAAGGAUCUCAGCGAUGAGGAACUCAUCACUCUUAGAGAUAAAGUCUCCAAAUACGUCAUUGAAGGCGAUUUGAGGAGGUUCAAUGCGCUGAAUAUAAGGAGAUUGAAGGAGAUUCAAUGUUACAGAGGAUAGGUAGAUAGGUACGUUUGCUGAAGAAGGCAAACGAAAUAUCAGUGCUAUGCGAUGCCGAAGUCGCACUCAUCGUCUUCUCUUCCACAGGCAAGCUCAUCGAAUAUUCCAGCGAU
Molecule: messenger RNA, 733 nt
Organism: Arachis duranensis
Lineage: Eukaryota; Viridiplantae; Streptophyta; Magnoliopsida; Fabales; Fabaceae
Product: 30S ribosomal protein S13, chloroplastic-like
Exons: 3
Coding region: 231-620 (129 amino acids)
Biological process (GO): translation
Cellular component (GO): mitochondrion; ribosome; small ribosomal subunit
Molecular function (GO): structural constituent of ribosome; RNA binding
Source: RefSeq, a predicted model, not a curated record